This is a messenger RNA of Leishmania braziliensis MHOM/BR/75/M2904, 3054 nucleotides long. RefSeq names its product related to multifunctional cyclin-dependent kinase pho85-like protein. Gene Ontology annotation, biological process: glycerophospholipid catabolic process. NCBI's taxonomy places the organism in Eukaryota, Euglenozoa, Kinetoplastea, Trypanosomatida, Trypanosomatidae. Gene Ontology annotation, molecular function: phosphoric diester hydrolase activity. The record is from RefSeq and is a predicted model, not a curated record. Bases 1 to 3054 code for a protein of 1017 amino acids. The transcript has a single exon.
AUGACACUGAUGAACGUAUGUGUCUACGGCCUCUCCAGCCAGAUGCUGGAGGCUUUCUUUGUGCGAGAGUGCGCUCGAAGCGCGCAUCCGCUCGUGGCUUCCUCCGCCUCGGAGCUGCGCUUUGGUCUUGUGGCCGCAGGGGAAAGUAUGGGGGCAUGGGGCAUGGCGUGGCCUGUGGCGCUCGAGUGGUGCCAGUGCCAGCGUACCCCAUGCAUACACGUUCCUUACCUCUCGUACCACCCCCACCACUGCGAGGGCGGUCGACAGUCUUCCGUGGAGCAUUACGUGGCUCAGGUGCGUUUUACAAGUCAGGAGAUGAACAGGUUACGUGAUCAGCAGUCUGACGCAGAGCACCUUUCCAUGCCGUGCCGGCUGGUCAUUCUAGAGGAGGCAUUCCUUCGCGCAUCGUGCGCCCCCGAGUCGAGCAUCUGUGUCGCCCCUGGCACUGUGAUUGCCGGGGUUGAUCAGCGGUACAGCCAGCCUUCCUCUCUCUGCAUCACACCAUUUGAACCCAAAAAGAAUGUGUUCAUGGAGUGCGACGGAGAGGCACCACAGUGGCUGGCGGUACUGGAUGUGCGUCAGUGCCACGAUGGCAGCGACAUAGAGGACGGUGAUCCGCUUGGUUGCAUUGGAAGGAAUGGCGCUGCUACAGCGCCCGUCUGCUUCGGUUCCACUGGUGAGCAGUUUGCCUUUCUCUACAACUUGCCUGCGCUGCCGCGACGCACCUUUGCCCCUGUGCUCAAGACGGUAUCCUCUGGGAUGAAUUUUCCGGCAUCCGAAGAGGACGCAGACGUUCGCGUCGGCUCACCAAACGGCAGCAUCCCACCUUUCUGCGAAUGCCUUCCUGACAGUGGUAAGCGUGCAGCCGCCGAUACCCCAGGGCCGUUGCUCUCUCUCACCUUCUACGCCAACGAUCCUACCCAGCCGUUCGACCAGGCCGCGUGGGAGUCGAGGUUGACGUCGCAUCAGAGCGAGGUGAUGCGUCGGCGCAUGCGCGAGACUACCGACGGAGUUCCGUCGACCACCGUCUGCCACGUCACCGACGUGCGACCGGUUCCGGUGGAGGGCAGCUGCUGGUGUCGCUUUCAUCUGCCUAUGCCUGUGCCAUCGAAGCGGCAGCUACGUCAGGUGCACAUGAAGCGUGUGGCUGCGGCCGCGUCAGGCAACAGUGACCAGGACAACUACAGCACAGCGAGCCCGCCAGGGUCUUCAACAUCGUCGGUAUCCACGAUAAGUUCCCCCCACAGUGGCUGCUACCACAGUCACGUGGAGAGCUCACGGCGCUCUGCACGUGAUGGGGAAACACGGCCGUCUGCUGGUUUCCUGGCCAAGGGCUGGUGUGUGCGACCAUUGCAGACAAUCAAGCCCGUUCUGCCGCUGACGGGCUUAGCGGACAGCAGUGGAAGAGCGCCGCUCAUGGCGGCGCGUACGCAGCAUGCGUGGACGUGUCUCCUCAACCUUCACGAGCUGGAGGAAUUUGCGAUCGAGGUGACUGUCAAGGUGCCGUACAUCGCGGAUGGCACGGUGCUUUCCCUCCAAGGCAAUACCGUACUCUUCUCCGGCAUGCUGCAUUCCAGCACGAGCGGCACCGUGCUCUUGCCAGUCUACUGCCCUGCGCCCGCGGGUGCGCCGGAAGGCGUCGCGUCGCUGUGGAUGAAGCUGUACGUGCAGUACCUGUUGACGUUUCCAUUGGAGGGGUGUGGGCAACGCGGGCCGCUGGAGAUUGUGCGGUCCCUGGAGUCGCUUGCGUGGCUCACUGUCUCCACCUUGAUUGGACACCGCGGGUUGGGCAAGACAUACACACGCUCGUCCUCCCCCCGCAGAGGCGCGCCACUCGUCAUAAAAUGCAGCGAGAACACCAUACCAUCAUUCCAAGCCGCGCACGCCCGCAAGUGCAAUAUGAUCGAAUUUGACGUCAUGCUCUCCGAGGACCGCGUGCCGGUUGUGAUUCACGACCCGCUGAUUGAGCUGAUGGCGCUGAAGCGAGAGGGUGUACGGGCGUGUCCGGAUAAGGCUGAGUACACAUCAGUGCGCGCUGCGGUGCACAGGUUGAACUAUACGCGGCUGCGUGGCCUGCAUGUGCAGUGCUGCAAGCCUCUUGACCGCGUGUUCGCCACCAAAGACCUGCUGGUACAACAUUGGGAUACUCUGAUAGCGUGGGCGCGCAAUUGUCAGCCCAAGCUGCUGAAGGGCUCGUCGUCGUCGCAGAACAGCGUAUGCAAUUGCAGCUCAGUGCGGACCGUUGAGAGCUCGGUGAUGCGAAUGGAGGACUUUCCGAACGGUGUGCCGUCGCUCCGGGAAGUGCUGGAGCAGACGCCACCAUCUCUGAGCUUCAACAUAGAGGUGAAAUACCCUUUCCAACCGCUCGUCGACUCGAACCUCUUUCUACAGAGUGACGCGUUCGAGGUGAACGGGUUUGUGGACGAAAUCCUGCGAGUCGUCUUUGAAUUUUCGGACGACGGGCGCAAUAUCGUUUUCAGCAGUUUCGACCCCAACGUGUGCCUUGCGCUGGCCCUGAAGCAGAGUCGCUACGAUGUCUUCUUCCUCAGUGAUACGAAGGAGAUGCGUGACUUGAAGGACUACCGUUCCUUCUACGUGGAGGGCGCCAUCCAGUUCGCCGCUGCGCAGCACCUCGCGGGUGUUUCGAUGAACGCAGGGACGCUUCUCUCACCAGAGGAUGAGGUGGUGCUGCCAAAUAUUCCUGAGGUGCCACUGCACGGUUCGGCCGAACGAGGCCCCGUGAUAGCAGAUCUGUUCCAUGCUGAUGAUCCGCAGCAUGCUCCACCCACCGUGCCGCCGUCCUUCGGUGCGUAUGGACGCGCCAUGAUCGCCGAGAUGCAUCACCGAAACCUGAAAGUGUGGACGUGGGGCGAUAUGAACAGCUACCUCUACUUUGCCUACGUGCAGGCGACCAAGAUGCGGGUCGAUGGUGUAAUUGGGGAUCGCAUGCCCGUGCUCCCCUCUCUAAAACAAUGUGGACAACAUUCAACCCUCGACAUGAAGCCUUCAGACGAAGAGCGUGUUGAGAUGGAGAAGCUCGGAAGUGAUCACUGA